This is a messenger RNA of Cyprinus carpio (common carp), 1950 nucleotides long. RefSeq lists its product as uncharacterized. Lineage: Eukaryota; Metazoa; Chordata; Actinopteri; Cypriniformes; Cyprinidae. The transcript is spliced from 6 exons. The coding region runs from base 107 to 1060 and encodes 317 amino acids. The record is from RefSeq and is a predicted model, not a curated record.
ACAGUGGAGGAGCGGCUAUUGUAUUUUACGAGUAAACUGUCGCGUGUUGGUAGUUUGCUUUGCCGAUUGCGUAACGUGAUUGGUAAAAGGUUUGCCAGAAGACACCAUGACCCUCAUGAUACCGGCUCGUUCGCGAACAAGAGCUUCGAUGGCGACGGUGGUUGUUGGAGGAUGCCGGUGGAAAUAUAAGUUUUUCGCGUUCCUCGUGUACGGUUUUCUCAGUGUUAAUGCAGAUAUAGUCUCAGAGUCUGUGUCGGAGGGAGAUUCAGUCAUUCUAAGCACCAGUAUUAAAAAAAACCAAGACGACAGAAUCAGAUGGUACUAUAAUAACACUCGUAUCGCUCAAAUCAAUGGCAAUCCCAGUAAGACCUGCACAGAUGUUCAGUGUAAUGAAGGAACGGAGAGAUUCAGAGGCAGACUGAAGCUGGAUCAUCAGACCGGAUCUCUGACUAUCAUGAACAUCACAAUCACAGACUCUGGAGUUUAUAAACUGACGAUCAACAGCAGCAACGAUAAAGAGACCUUCAUCAUUUCUGUCCAUGGUGUUUCUGCUGCCGAACGAGAUAAAAUGAAAAAGUCAGUGGAGGAGGGAGAAUCUGUUACUUUAGAUCCUGGUGUAAUAAAAACAAAUGAUGUGAUCACGUGGUAUUUUAAUGACACUCUCAUCGCUGAAAUCACUGGAGAUCCCAACAAGACCUGCACAGAUUUUCAUUGUCCUGAGAGAUUCAGAGAUAGACUGAAGCUGGAUCAUCAGACUGGAUCUCUGAACAUCACAGACACCAGAACCACAGACUCUGGACUUUAUGAACUAAAGAUCAGCAGCAGCAGUCGCCGCCGCCGCCGCAGCAUCAGCAGUGUAAAGAGCUUCGAUGUUACUGUCAUUGCUGUUCCAGGUUCGGGACUGUAUUUAGGUCAAAUAGCAGGGAUUGUUGCUGGUGUUGUUCUGCUGGUGGCUGUAGCUGUUGUGAUUAAAUCUCUCUGCAGAAUUGACAUGCAUGAUAUGAGGGGUUUUGUGAAGUCCAGGAAUGAGGACAAGAAAGAUGGAGUUCACAUGAUCUGAGAAGAUCGCAACAGGGAUUAUCUACCGCAUUUUUUCCCCAUUCAAUUACAUUUUUACAAACGUAAAGCAGAGUGUUUAAAUAAGAGUGGUUUUAAGCUGUAAAAUUAUGAAGAAAUAUAUUUUAUUAAAAUAUUUAUUAAAAUUUUUUAAUAAAAUGUUAUAUCUGUAGUAUCUAUUCUGGAAUUAAUGUUACAGACCAUGUCUGUGUUUACUUCUGAGAAGUAACUGAGGCUCUGACUCGUGUCAAGAAUGCAGUUGUAGUGUUUAUUUAUUCACCCUGACAUCCAGGGAGUGAAUAUUAACUUAUGUGCUUUGUAUUAUAAUGGUGGGUUUACACAUUUUGUUUUUUGGACUAUGGUAUGUGAUCAAGCCAAAGGAAUGCCUCCAGUAGAAUCACAGGUAUUGUCUUUAACUACAUUUGCAUAACGCUAUGUUCUGAUGUUGCAAUAAUUGCAUGUACGUUUUUUUUUUUGUUGUUGUUGUUGUUAUUGAGCAGAUUCUUGAAAGACAAUAUAUGCAUUACAAACAUGGAAUACAUCGCAACCUGCUGUUUUUGUUUUGUUUUUUUACAACCAUAAAAAUAUAUAUGAAAUGUUUUUUAUUGAAUUUCAUUGCAAAAAAAAAAAAAAAAAAAAUUAAAAAUAAAACAUGAAAAAAAGGAUGUAAUGAGUUCAAUGUAUUGAAAAAACAAGGUAUAUUAUGAAAGGAUAACAUGAAAUAACAUGGAGCUUAGACACUGUGCAUCUUAACGCUGUAUUACCAAACCAGAAGUGCCAUCUGUACUGUUUUAAUAUCCGAACAUAGAGAAAUUUUGUCAGCUGAUGGAUGUUGCUGGAAUUACUUGUACUGUUAACAGAAAUUUUAAAAUAUAAAUGUAUUCUCUGAGAUGU